AUGACGAUGUCAAAUGGGUGCGACGACGUGCAGCGUUCACUGGAGUUAUUGGACCAGGUGCUGAGCGAGUACGACGAGGGCGAGCCGCGCUCUUUGGAGGCUCGGGCUGCUGCCACGCCUGCCACGCCUGCCACGCCUGCUACGCCUGCCACACCCGCCACGCCGGCCACGCCCGCCACUGACGACGACUCGCCUCUAGCAGGACACACUUCAGAGGACGAUGGAUACAUGAGCAUGAACGGCAGACGAGCGAAAUUCGCGCUGGGUUUCCGUCCGACGGAGGAACGGGAGGAGCCUUCGCCCCCGGAUCCGCCAUCUCCGCACUCGCCGCCUCCACCCGAGGAAGCGCAGCGGAUCAUAUCCACACUAUUACCCAAAGUGUCACCUGCGAAUUCUGCAAAGCGCACAAUUUCAGCUGAACAAACGGAAGCCGGGGAGAAACUGGACUCCAUUAUUAGUGUCAAUGGAAUAACCACAGCUACACAAACUACGUUUCCGAAAACCCGGCACCAGCGGCCGUACGGUUGGGAGAGGGACGUCGACACGAACGGGUUCCAGCUGCAACCGGCACCGGUGCCACCGCACAGGUUCGCCUCGCUCCAGCACGGCGUCCACCCGCCGCAUGCCGACGCGGCCUGGCUGCCGCCGAGGCAGCCGCAGCCGGCGCAGCUCAAGUCGCCCAGCGUCGAGAGCCCGCCCGUGUUCCCGUUCAUGGGCUUCUCGAGCGAGUUCAACGACAAACCGUACAAUGAGCACCCCGUCACUAUAUACCCCGGGCCGAACGUGCAGUUCGGCAGGCAGGCGCACUCGCCUACGUGCAAUAUUCAAAAGGUGUCGCCGUCGAACAACAGAAAUUCGGAGAGGAAGAGCAACGUGAAACGAGACAGCAGAUCAGACGGGGAGCUGCUGUCGCCUAGAGGCAAACUGCCUCCGCGGACUCUCGCCAGUUCUAUGGAAAGGCAUAGAGAAGUGUGUAGAGGUUCCUCGGAGGACAUAAUGGACGGACGGAAGACCAGAGGUUCGAGCAGGAGCAACGAUGAAGAUCAUUUCUCUGAUGAUUCCUUGGAAGAGUCGCUCCCACCUCCGCCGCCGGCUACCGCCACACCUUCGAAACGCAAUUCCAUCGCAUGGGAAGUGUCCCUCGAUGGUGAUGAUCCUCUACUCACUCCGGGAAGCACAAAGGUCAUUGGGCGCAGGAGACGGAAAUCUGGGGACCAGUCGCAUUCAAGCACAAGCUCCAUACCGCAACGGCUGGAUGACGAUUGGGGUGAAGAAUAUUGGCCACCACCACCGCCUAUAGCACAAUGCGAACCUGUGGCAUCGCCGACCUCCGACAUGGAGCACGAUAAUCGCCGCGAUCUCGCGUGUGGCACAUACGUCAUCCGAAAGGGCAAAAACCGCAAACAGUUACCGACAUUCAACAAGAACAAUAUCAACAAGCCCGCGAACACAAACAGUAUAAUCCAAACGCACAGCUUAAACCGAAGCACUGACAAGUCGAUAGACGGUUCCAGUAUAUCCAUUAGCGGCUCGGGCUCUGUUAGUUCGUACAACUCGAGACCCAGUUCAGAUUUAAGCUUACCACAAUCCAGAUACAGCGUCGACCUCAAUUCGCGUUUGAGCCGUGAACUAAACACUCCGAACUCGAGAUACAGCAUAGACCUCUGCACGCCCAAUUCAAGAAUGAGCAAAGAGAUGACGUCACCGAAAUCGAGACUCAGCCUAGAUCUGAACAACGGCCAAGACAGAUACAUAAACCCGGAAUAUUUCGGUCACAGUCCUAAAAGCCGAAAGAUGGUGCCCGACAAGAUUGUCACGCCCAAAACUAACCCUGUACAAAAUAAACUAUCACCGCAGAACAGGUUCACCGACUUCAAGAAAUAUUCGUCGACGUUUGAUAAUAUACAAUCGCUAAUUAAGGAGGGUAAGGUGGAAGAGGCUCCGCAAAUUGAGUGCAAUGAAACUGUCAACGAACUCACCACUGUACCGCCCAACAUGGUACGUGUCAUUUCUUUACCUAGUCUCGGUGAGACAGAUGGCAACAACGCUAGUCGACAAGCACUCAUCACCACGGUGGAGGAAGAAGAGGACCAGGAGAGCGGGGAACCUGGCUCCAGCGGCGAUACGUCGCCUUUACGCAAAAUCGAAAACAAUAUCAGCGCGAUACUGAGCCAGGGCCGGGACCAGAAGCACUUUACGCCGUACAUACCCAAGGACUGGAAUAUACAUAAGGACGAGUAUUGCGAUGACGUAUCCAAAGAGAUGAUGGAGACCAACUACCGCUACAGCUCCAGGGAGAAGCACAGGAGGCACGACAUCCAGAAGUCCUCCAGCCACAACGAGAUACAAAGCCAACGGUCGAUCGACCGUCGGGACCGUUCCUCUGGCAGGCGAUCGAACAGCAUGCACAAGUCGACCAGCGCGAAGGAUGUACCAAUCAGCUUGGUACGCCAGCCGUCUUCUUCUGACUCGGCCGUGUCGAGCGGUGGGGACUUCCCGCUGAAUGUUCAGAUAGUGGAGCAUCCAUACAGACCCCCGUUGCCCCCUUCGCCCAGCCUGGGACACGACAAGGGCCCGCUGCCACAGACUCCAGAUUCGCCCAAGUUUCCCCCGUUGCCACCCUCGCCGGUACAAGAGGUCGAAGACGAAUACACCGAGAUUAUGCAACCCACGGAGAGACGUCACAUUAAAAAGGCAGACACUUUGCCAACUCCAACCAUGGAAUCAAGGAGAAGACCAUCGGAACCGCCAGCGGUGCCUCCACACCGAGAUACUACCAACAGCCUCAAAACGCGCUCUAUGGAAGCCAGCUACAACAAAAAUAGACGAAGCAGCAACUUUAAGAGUGGUUCAACGGACAGAAGAACACUACCAACAGACGUCGGUACCAGCGGUGCCCGACGACGCACGCUUCAACGACAAAACCGUGACGCGUCUGUGGGGUCCCGCGGGCCACUGCAGACGUCGGCAAGUUUACCCGAGACUCCAGUGUUCGCCCGCGGCUGUGACGUACCACGCACGCCACCAAGAAACUCCACAGGACCACCCCGUAACAACACUAUGAACUCCAUACAGACCAUAGGGAGCAGCGCCACCCUGGGCGGCUACGGUCGAGGCUCGGUGAUGGGCGCGGCGUCGGGUGUGUGCACCGGAGCCGACCUGCUACGGAUGGGCGGGCCCCCUCGCGGAUGGUACCCUCGUCAAAGACACCGGCCAGCGUCUACAGAGCACCUCGACAGACUCACGACGUCGUCAAAGAUGGCGGCCGAUCAUCCAGUGCCUUGGGAGGGUUCAGGCGCGCGUAAACCUUUAACGUUACCGCCGAAUCUGACACCUAAAUUCUUCCAAAAAUCACCGAGAGAAGCACUGCGUAGAGUUACGAGCUUAUUAAUAAGAAAAGGUAAUAAUGGUAAGGAGAAAGAGAACGCCCGCAGCAAGGAGGCAACAUCGCCAGCAGCACGCUCCGCUAACGGUGAUGAACAUCCAGGGCAGAAACAACGUAAAGGAUUUUUCCGAAGCUUCUGGAAAAAAUCUCGUCAUUACUCCUUGGAGCAUCCG
Messenger RNA from Iphiclides podalirius (scarce swallowtail), 3558 nucleotides. The record is from the annotation of a GenBank genome assembly. NCBI's taxonomy places the organism in Eukaryota, Metazoa, Arthropoda, Insecta, Lepidoptera, Papilionidae.